Molecule: messenger RNA, 1593 nt
Organism: Closterium sp. Yama58-4
Lineage: Eukaryota; Viridiplantae; Streptophyta; Zygnematophyceae; Desmidiales; Closteriaceae
Source: the annotation of a GenBank genome assembly
AUGUCAAAUAACUGGAUUUGUCUAAUAACCUCAUACCAUUCAUUCUUCAAAAACCUUCUUCCUGUAAGCCUUGUGCCGUUCCUCCUCCCUUUUUCGCGCCAUUUUCCGCCUUCCCCGCCUUUCUUGCUCCGCCAUUGUUUCCCUCCGCCUCUCGUCUCCGACUGUUGCCAUGCCAUGAGGAAUUCCCGUCUUCCAACCACCCUUCGUCCCCCUUUCCCUCCUUCGUCCCCCUUUCCCUCCUUCGUCCCGCUUUCCCUCCUUCGUCCCCCUUUCCCUCCUUCGUCCCCCUUUCCCUCCUUCGUCCCCCUUUCCCUCCUUCCUCCCCCUUUCCCUCCUUCGUCCCCCUUUCCCUCCUUCCUCCCCUUAUACCUCCCUACUUCCCUUGCUGCCUCCUCUCUUCCGUUCACCCUCACCCUCCCUCCCCCCCCCCCCCCCCCCCCCCCCCCCCCCCCCCCCCUUCCCUGUUGCGCCUUCCCUGACUCUCACAGCAACCCCCCCGCUGACAAUCAACGGCCAAGAUUGCUGCAACGGUGCCGUGAUCACUUUAGCCGUGUCGCACGGCAAUGUUGGCCGGCGGACGCUACCGGUUGGUCUCCCGCCGAGCCGCGGCGUUGCUGGGGACUGGACGGCGGCAUGUUAACCCCCGAUUCGGAAAUCGACGGCGAUUCGGGCGACCUUGUAACGGCCCGAGACGGUGGCGGCGGUGGCGCUGCGGGAAGCAACCGUGAAGCUGACGCGUCCGCUGCGGGUGGCUCUGGUGUUCCUGGUGCUGCUGGUGAUGGCGAUGAUAGCGCUGGCGGUGGUGCCGCCUCUUCGUCACGCAAGCAGCAUCGGCGAUCGAACAGCAGAUCGUCCAAGUCCGUCGAUUGGUCGCUAACGCCCUGUAACUCCGUCGCCGAUUUCGCCGACCUGAAAAUGGUCGGGCGAGGGCGGUGGGCGACCGUUUACGCCGCGACGCAUUGCAGGACCGGUAGGAGGGUCGUGCUGAAAAUUUAUUCUGCCCGGCAUCAGACGGCUGCGAUGCAGAAGCAGGUCGAGCGGGAGAUCUGGUGCAUGCGCCAGACGCGCGGACAUAAGCACGCGAUCGGCUUUCUCGGAAGCUUCGCCGACGACGCGAGCAGGAUUGAGAGUGCGAUCGACGCGAACAGCAGGGGAGGCGGGAAGGGGAAGAACCGGCGGAAGCAGACGGUUAUCGUGGAGGAAUUUGCGGCGGGAGGGGACGUUUAUCAGAGGCUGAUGAACGAGUUUUGCGGGCAGAUGCCGGAGGCGAUAGUCGUUCGCGAAAUCAUGUCGCCGCUGUUACAAAUCCUGCGAUUUCUGCACGCGAACGCGAUCAUCCAUCGCGACGUAAAACCCGAAAAUAUUCUGUUCGCCGCGGACGGGCAGCUGAAACUCGCCGAUUUCGGCCUCGCGAUCUGCACGAUGCGCGACCUGCCCGGCGCGCGCGUCGGCACACUCGAUUACAUGGCGCCUGACCUGCUUCAGUCUAUUCCAUCCGCUUCCGCGACUGCUUCUGCGACUGCUUCCGCGGAUGGCGCUAGCGCGGGCGCCGGUGGUGUUGCGCGCGGCAGUUCCGCGGAAUCCGCGAUCUAG